Monascus purpureus is the source of this 1603-nucleotide messenger RNA. NCBI's taxonomy places the organism in Eukaryota, Fungi, Ascomycota, Eurotiomycetes, Eurotiales, Aspergillaceae. The record is from the annotation of a GenBank genome assembly.
AUGAAACAAACUCGAGAUUCAGGACUCGACGCCCGGCAGAACCCAUCUAAGACUCUCAAUCUCCUGGCCAUGUCAGAACCCCAAGAUUGGCUCUCCCCUGCUAAUGUGUUUCUUCAAAGAGAAGUCUACCGACUGGGCUCGGCUCCCGGUCUUAGCUCUCUCCCCCCAGGCCCUGACAAGGACUUCCUAACCUUAACCUGGGGUUUAGUUGUGUACCGUACCACUUACGCUCCAGACUCCCAGCGUCUCAUCAAAGUCUUCCUGCGAAGGCUAAACGACGAAGUCAAGACAUCACUCCCGAAGAUCCUCCCUGGGAGUCCGGAGCAGAUGCGCAUGCUAGAGCGAACUUACUCUUCCAAAGUGUUCAGCUCCGAGGAAGCGUAUGAUAGCGCUGACGAAAUCACUAUCCGUGAAGCAUUUCAUGAUUGGAAGAUCUCCCUUACCUUGCCAGCCAUUGAGUUGCCUGUGAGGCUCAGGGUGUGUCUAGUUGUCGACGAUAAUGCUCUGGCCAACCUCACGGGUUCGUUGACUGCAUCUUCACUGGUUAAUGAGGACACGGAUGUCACCAUGUGCCCGGUCAAGGUUAUCGAGGAUAAUUUUCCGAAUUCGCAACUGGAAAACGACUGUCGGAGAGAGGGUUAUGAUGGUUGGACCCGUGUGGUUUUGUCGUCACUGCUGGAGAUGUAUGAGGGCUUAUGCCAGGGGAAAUGUCUCGCAGAUUACCACAAGACGGGGCGGGUAUAUCUGGGAGACGGCAGAUGGAGCUAGACGGCCAAUAUUAUUGCUCUGUCCUUACGAUCUCUCCGUUCUUUCUUUUUCUUUUCUUUCCCGACUUCGACCGUGAGGUAUGAGCUGGAUGAGCUGGAUGAGCUGGAUGAGCUGGAUGAGCUGGAUGAGCUGGAUGAGCUGGAUGAGCUGGAGCUGCCAUACGCCGCCGCAGCCUUCCAGAACCUCCAUCAACCCAUUGUCUGCAAAGCACCUAUUCCAUGACCAUAAGAGCGUUUACUCAGGUCUGCACUGACCAACCCGAUAAACUUGAGCCUCUGGGAAAUAUUCCAUCCUCUCUCCGUCAUGCAUGAGGGCAAUGUCUAUUUGCUCGGCCAAAGCUGUCCAACAUGAGAAUUCUGGGCGUAUCGUGUAUUCAAAUAUACCAUGAAGCUCACCAGACCGGGUCUUUCUGUCACUCAUUCAUCCUCAUCCUUCUGCGUUCAAUGCGAUAUUUUGAAACAUAUCGACUCGCUCUUUUGUCACUGUUUACACAUGUGUUUCUGGCUUUAUUCUGGUAUUGAAACAUAUCAACUUGCUCCUUCAGCAUCAUCUCUCAAUCACUUUGAAAACUUAGCUGUCCCGUUGAAGAGGCAUGAUGCAGAUUCAUCAUCACCGAGUCAUUCCCGGCAUUAGGUAUGGAAUUCCUUGCAAAGAAAAGUUACAUGGAAGACAUGGUAACAUAGAAAAGAAGUAUUUUGAUGUACUUAUGAGGAAUCCCAUUGAUCUUACAGGAGAGAUAAGGUUAAUCAUCCGCUCCUUGUCUCCUCGAUGAAUUUCAUUGCUCUUUGACUCUCUGGACCCCUGCAGAGAUAAUAAUAAUUCAGUCAGAAUUCAC